Messenger RNA from Caenorhabditis elegans, 983 nucleotides. RefSeq lists its product as uncharacterized. NCBI's taxonomy places the organism in Eukaryota, Metazoa, Nematoda, Chromadorea, Rhabditida, Rhabditidae. The record is from RefSeq and is marked reviewed. The transcript is spliced from 13 exons. Bases 249 to 983 code for a protein of 244 amino acids.
CAUGGAAUGCUCAUCAUCAGGGAAAUAAUGGAUAUCGUGAAAAUGAUGGAACUGGAAACGCCCAAUAUGGACCAAACGACAAUAGAUCGUAUUCCCCGCGGGAUGAUCACAGGAGAGGAAGCCCAGAUAGAAAUGAUUCAAGAAACGGGUAUAAUAAUGGAAACAACCGAUAUGUGGAAAGAUGGGACAAUUCAAAUGGGGAAGAAUCACGGAGACGGAGCCGAUCGCCCUUGAGGCACAAUGGAAAUAUGCAAGCUUUCGAUAAUUUCAAUGGACAAAAUCAAAGGACUUUUUAUUAUCAGGCAGGCAAUGUGCAAAUAAGCGCAAAAAUAAAUUUGCCUGAAGGAACAUGUGGAGACGAUAUGCAACCUUCUUGGCACAUUGGGAAUAGACAGGCACAAGAUCAAAGACGGGAUUCUCGUAUGGGGAGCAAUGUGAACAAUGAUGGUAUGAGAAAUACGGAUCAAAGUUUGCGUAGGCAAGAAAUAUCAUGCACACCUCCGAUGCGUUACGAAAAUAGACAUGGAAGUCAACAUUUCCAUGAAAGACAGCAGCAAAUGAGUUCUAACAAUGUCGGAAACGAACAACGUUCUGAAGGUAGAGGAACAGUUGGGCAAUAUUGCAAUGGACAAGUUAUAACACCCCCAAGUCGUGAGGAAAGGAUGCGAGAACUCAAUGGCCAAAAUCAAAGACAACCAAGGUGUUAUUUGGGGGCGAACGGAAAUUUCAAUGGAACAAGACCCAAUGAUGCGACAAGACCUCCAAUGUCCAAUGGAAGCAAAAAGAAGGCAAAAGCAUCGAGACGUGACGAUUCGAGCGAUGAUGAUCUUUAUGCUGAUGAUCCGAAUGAUCCGGAUUACGAUCCCCACUUGCAUAUGAUCGUAGUGUCAACUAAGAAAGAGCCCGUAAUGCCAGAACAACAAAGUUUAUCUUUGACUGGAGAUGAAAAUCAUCAGAAUGAAGGAAGCAACAAUAUGGAGUAA